AGAACACAAUUAUCUGGGUUGAGCUGAAAAGAAAGGACAAAAAACUCAUUGUAUGUAGAUAACCUUUAUAUUGGUAAUUGAAAAAUUUAUUAUGUUUUCAGCAGUUAUUGUAUCAUAUAUUACCUUGUUUGUAUAAUUUGAAGCUAUCGGGGUAUCACUUGAUCUUUAAUUCGUUUUUUCCUAUCAUUUAGAUACAAUUGACAAAAUCUGCAAUAAUCUGAUAAUAAAUUGGCUGUUUUGUAGUUAACUUGCAUUUGAUAAAUACUUAACGAUUGUAAUAUUGCGUUAUCAUUAUGUUUAUUUCUUUUAAGUUAACAAAUUUCACUUAUUAUCAAUGAAGAAUUGUAAUUUGACAAAGUGCGUCGUAUUUCGUAGAGUUAAAGAAUAUUGAAUUUGAUUCCAUUUUUUUGAUAUAAGAUAGGUAUAUAUCAUUUAAGGUAUAUGCAUUUCAUGUGUAAAUAUUUCUUUUAUCAUAAGAUAUAUUUAUUAUAUAUUUAAUUUUGUGAAUUUUGACUGGAUUUUACCUAAGCUCUCUUUUUUUUUAACCAUGGAUCAUCUCUGACUAGUGUCGCAACUUUCCUAUUUUUUUAACCUUGCACCAAUAUUUGUGAAGCUUCAUUUGCCUUAAAAGUAAUAUUCUACCCUUUGAAAAAGACAAUUCUCUCAUUGUCUACAUACUAAAAGUAAUCAUUGUAAAAAGACAGAGUUUUAUAAACUUAGUUAUUGAUAGUUUACAAAAAAACUACAUGUUUAUAUAAUAACAGGUAACCAUAUCUUUUUUUGAUAUUUCGUUAUCUUAACUAUUUUUAUUGAUAAUGAAUGUUCUUUUGUGUGUUUCUUUUUGUUUUGGUAUCUACCUACCUUUACUACCUUUUUUUGAGGAACUUUUCCACAUGAUGACAAGUGCUGAUGAGCUUUUGAUGCAAGCAUUGAGUGAGUAUGAAUACGCAGACAUCGCCUGGAGAGAUGUGAAAAACGCCAUUUCUUAUUUUAAAGAUUUACGGCCGAGUCAAGACUCGUUUAUUUUGAAUGAUGGAAGUAAAAAAAACCUAUUGAAUUUGGAUGGCACAAUACCUGCUACGUAUAAAGGCACUAUAUACAACAUUCCUAUUUGUGUGUGGAUCAUGAAGACACACCCCUAUAACCCUCCCAUGGUGUUUGUCAAGCCGACCAGUACAAUGCAGAUCAAGGAGGGGAGAAAUGUAGACACUUCCGGGAAAGUAUACCUACCCUACCUACAUGACUGGCGAUAUCCCCAGUCGGACCUGUUUGGACUUCUACAGAUUCUUGCUCUUGUAUUUGGAGAGGAUCCGCCUGUUUUCUCUAAGCAGUCACAUAUGGCUCAGUCCCUAACUCCCAACCCCGGAACCUUCCCACACCGUAUUUCCCUACCCAGAUAUACCCACACAGAGUCCUUCCAACGCUCUCUUCCCUUACCCAGAAAUACCCACACAGAGUCCUCCCCAUGUCCUGUUUCAUCAUCCCAAUAUGCCUACUCAGGACGCAGCCUAUACUCGGGUGCAUCACCACAAUAUACCAACUCCGAGUUAAAGGCGCCCGUAUCAAUGCAAGGGUACAAUUUAGACAUCUUUCGCCAAACUAUGAAAAAAUUUGCACUUGAUGAAUUUGUAAACAUAUUGGUGGAACAUGGCGUUGGUUGCGUGGAGGCGUUUUGUUCAAUGACUGAAUCGGACUUUGAACAGAUGGGACUCGAUAUAGAACAGAGAAGAAAAUGUAUCUUAGCUGCACAGCAAAUAAAAGAUCAUUUCUUCAAUGUGUUGGAAAGUGGACUAAUGUAAUAAUCUCACCUCAAAUUCUCAAUAUUAAACAGCCUCUUGUUGUCUACUCUGUUUAUAUUGUCAUUUUGUUGCUGAUUAUAAAUUAAAAUUCUUACGUGUUAGUAAAAAUACAAAAGAUUUGAAUAACAUCGCAUUAAAUGGGCUCUGCUAAUCA
Molecule: messenger RNA, 1953 nt
Organism: Magallana angulata
Lineage: Eukaryota; Metazoa; Mollusca; Bivalvia; Ostreida; Ostreidae
Product: tumor susceptibility gene 101 protein-like
Exons: 6
Coding region: 816-1799 (327 amino acids)
Biological process (GO): endosome to lysosome transport; protein modification process; protein transport
Cellular component (GO): ESCRT I complex
Molecular function (GO): ubiquitin binding
Source: RefSeq, a predicted model, not a curated record